Messenger RNA from Angiostrongylus costaricensis, 795 nucleotides. NCBI's taxonomy places the organism in Eukaryota, Metazoa, Nematoda, Chromadorea, Rhabditida, Metastrongylidae. The record is from the annotation of a GenBank genome assembly.
AUGCCUUGGUACAAGAACCAUCCAAUAUGGACUCAUUUCGCUGAUUACUUCCCACUACGAAUCGUUAAAACUGCCGAUUUGCCACCAGAUCGCAACUACAUUAUCGGCUGUCAUCCUCAUGGAGUCUUUUCGAUAGGAGCGUUCACUGCAUUGGUGACGUCGGGCUCCGGAUUUCCAGACAUGUUCCCAGGAUUGCAAUCUACGCUCCUCACACUUAACGGACAAUUUUGGUUCCCUUUUCGCAGAGACGUGGGCAUAGCACUAGGUGGCUGUGAAUGUUCACGGCAAUCACUCGAAUACCUUUUGGAGAAUCCUGGAAAAGGUAGAGCUAUUGGUAUAGUGCUAGGUGGCGCCACGGAAGCAUUGGAUACCCAUCCUGGCAGGCACGAUUUGAACCUCUCUUCUCGACGAGGAUUCUGCCGUUACGCUCUGAAAUACGGUGCUGAUCUUGUGCCAAUGUACAGCUUUGGGGAGAACGAAGUCUACGAUCAACAUGAAAGUCCUCGAGGCUCAUCUAUGAGGGAAAUUCAGCUGUUGAUCAAAAACAAAUUUGGAUUCUUUCCUCCAUUAAUGCGCGGACGAGGUAUCCUCAACCACAGCUUUGGAAUUCUUCCACACCGUCGACCCAUUACUACAGUUGUUGGAGCACCAAUAAGAACACAUCCCGUCGAGCAUCCAACUGAUCGUGAAAUAGACGCUUUACAUGCAAGGUAUUGCAAAAGUCUAAUUGAGCUUUUUGAGAACCAUAAAAGUCUUCACAACAUCCCAAAGCAUGUCCAUCUUCAGAUAUAUUGA